Messenger RNA from Penaeus monodon (black tiger shrimp), 1014 nucleotides. RefSeq lists its product as uncharacterized. The transcript has 5 exons. NCBI's taxonomy places the organism in Eukaryota, Metazoa, Arthropoda, Malacostraca, Decapoda, Penaeidae. The record is from RefSeq and is a predicted model, not a curated record. Bases 1 to 1014 code for a protein of 337 amino acids.
AUGAGCAUCCUUUCAGAAGAAACGUUCAGUGAAAGUGUUCAAGAAGUACAAAAAUACUCGGAGGACAUCUACCCGUACGCGACCUUCCAGCUGGGUGAGGGGCGCGGCGGAGGGCAGGACGAGACGGUCACCAACAAGUUCCAGACUUUCGUCUUCCAAGACUCGCGAUACGGGGUCACUGAAGGUCAUCCUCCGACUUCGCCUAGUCGACCCACGCCCAAAAAGAGCCACGGGCGUUGCGGCAGUCGCGGGCGCCGUGCGGGCGGUCCCCGGAGUGAAAGUGAAGAGUAUGACUCCCUGCAGUCAGAUACGGACACCGAGCACGCCACGUCCUCGCGCACGGAGUCCUCCAUCCACCUGGACUCCGCCACCCUCGAGAGCCACCACACGGCGCUCCACCUGCCCCUUGACCCCCACCUGGCCACGCUCGAGCCGCGCCCAGACGCCCAGGCCGCCCACGCCGCACGCAGGCCGGCCGCCAGGACCGUCCACCACAACCUGAUCUACCACGCCCCCGAGUCCAGCACGUCAACGGAGCCCUCACCCAUCCUGGAGCGGAAGUCGUUCCCCCGCAAGAGCGACGGGAACAAGCUGGGUCGCGGCGGGGCCUUCCAGGGGCGCGGCCUCAGCAAGAUGGUGGCCAGCAUUAGAGGCGGCACCCAGGAGACCUCGCUUUCCUUCCCGAAGGCUGGCCACGCCUCCGACUCUAAGAGCUCGGACGACGGCAAGUACGGCUUCGCACGGCAGAUAACUCCGCCCGUGGGAUUCUCCAGCAGCCACAACGAGCUUUCGGAGGCGGAGUGCGACCUGGAGAUGAGGCGGAGGAACAAGGAGGCCGAGGCCGCUUCGUACGUGGGGACUCAAGGUCGCAGUUCAGGUCUUACGUGUCCGGCAAAGAGAAGGACUACAGCAUCAAGGUGUGAUAGAAUCAACGUCUCCAGUGUGUUUAUCUUAACAUUGUGUAAAUGUGUAAAUCUGUUUAGACAUGAGAUUAAACUCUAUGUUUCUCUGUAA